Necator americanus (New World hookworm) is the source of this 3234-nucleotide messenger RNA. RefSeq lists its product as uncharacterized. The coding region runs from base 1 to 3234 and encodes 1077 amino acids. Gene Ontology annotation, cellular component: TORC2 complex. The record is from RefSeq and is a predicted model, not a curated record. The transcript has 28 exons. Lineage: Eukaryota; Metazoa; Nematoda; Chromadorea; Rhabditida; Ancylostomatidae. Gene Ontology annotation, biological process: TORC2 signaling; positive regulation of phosphatidylinositol 3-kinase/protein kinase B signal transduction. Gene Ontology annotation, molecular function: protein serine/threonine kinase activator activity.
AUGAAUUGGUUGGUUUCAUCUCUGCUGUUUUCCACAGCGUUACUUACCGAAGGCUCGCUAGCGGAUAGAGCCUAUUUGACAAAAGCAGCAUGUCAACGAAAUCCAAACUUGUCGAUAUGCAAGAAGGAGGAAGAGGAGAUUUCUCUCAUUGAACCGCCUCCCAUGCCAGUCACUGAGAGACAACACGAGGAUGUUAGGUCGUCGAAAGUCCAACGAGAACGUGACGACUUAGCGGAACUGAACGAGAGGGUCUCAGAGGAAUAUCGGAGAGAAAAACAGGGUUUUUCGCUCUCGGGUGGUGAAGAGAGUUUGCGAGCGAAAUGCAUAAGAAUGGCACCUGUUGCUCAGAAGCACUGCGAAAAAUCAACGCUAACAAAAGCGAAUAUUGGCCGAUGCACAGCUUAUUUCAAAGACUGCUACAUAUUCUUAGGCCGAGCGGAUCCACUAUACUCGAUCGCAAAUGCUUUCAGUUCUGCAGUGAAUCUUAACUUCGCUACCGUCGACGUAAAUGGCAUUCCGUAUUAUCCCAUCAAUGAAGAAGGUUCUGUAGGAGUGGGAGUCCAGUCGAAAAUUCCGUUUGGGUCGUGGGGUGGAGGAUACUCCGAUCAUGUUGGAGUUCGUGACUAUUGGUCUCAGCACCAAGAAGUUGGUGCGAACUGGUACGAAGGGAAAUAUGGAUACAAGAAUGGAUGGUCCGUACCGCUAGUACAGUCACUUGGAGUGGAAGGAGGUCAGCACAAUACCGUGUCAGUACCAUUGGAUCAGAAAAAUUUGGGCAAAGUUAUGGUGGAUAACGGAUACGGAGUUGGUGGUUAUUACGGUCAUAACGAUCAUGUUGGUGUUGAUUGGAGAAAAGGAGAUGUGUCGCACAAUUUUGGAGUUAGCUCUCCAUUCGUGGGAGCUGGAUUCAAUACGGGACAAGCGCGGAAUGAGUACAACAAUAAUUUCCUGACUCCUGCUGAUGACGAUAAUAGGCAUCUAAACGGAAACGGAAAUGUGUCUUACACUGGUCGUUUCGGAGGUGUUCGCAGAUCACGGACUAAGCUAAAAUUUCGACCCAAUGUCACUCCUUUCCGGGAGUUGUCGGAUUGCAAGAAUUUCAUCCUUGAACGUUCCCAAAGUGCUUUGGACGGUGGUUAUGAUGACAAGCGCUCAUUUCUCAACCAGCUCGAUUGCUUAAUUCGAGAAACACUGCCGGACUCCUUGAACGAUCCCUCAUUUUUCGAGGAGUUAUGUUUACUCCUUCUGGAAAUGUUACGGGAUGACCGUCAGGCCGUUCGAGCAAUGUGCUUCCACCUACUGCGAUUGUCUCUUUUUACGGAAAGAAACUUGGUGUUUCUACUGACAAACCACGUGGACAUAUAUGCAGUGCGUGCGUUGGAUCUGCGAGUGGAGAACGGCAUGGAAAGAGCUGAGGCAUUGCAACUUAUAUAUCACAUUAUGACUGUUUAUCAAAACUCCCAUUUAAAGAGACUUAUUCAGUUUUCUGCUGCUCAACAGGAUGGCAAGAAGUACGCAUUUCCCAAGUCGAUCAUGCAGCCAAUUAUUGCUGUGGCCUUGAGCACAAUAUGCUCCGCAAAAAUUAGAGAUCCUUCAGGUCCGCAGGAGAGAGUUGCUGUGGAUCUUACAAAAGAUAGUCUCGAUCUCGGUUGUCUGGAGGUUUUCCUGGAGUUUUGUGUACUCGAACCUGAAUUAAUUCUUGAUAUGGCCGGAACAGACUGGAUUGUGCGUAUUCUUACUGGGUCGAACUCCAUCAGCCCUCGUGUUGCUACAGUUGUAUCGCGUAUCUUGGUUGCUUGGCUUGACCAACCCAAACUGCGUUUGAAAGGGCAGCUCCACCUCGUCUUGGAGCAAAUUUUCGCUCCUCUGAUUGAAUUUGGAUUCUUCCAGAAAAAUCUCUCCGCAACAGAACACGGUGAACGGAUUGUAGAAUGUGCAAUGAUCAGUUUUGGUCACUCCUUUUUAUGUAUUCUUCGAUCAUGGUCUGGACUACUUUCAUGUGCUGCUAUUGGUCCCACUUCAUCUGCCAUAGCUUCCGCACCUUUGAGGCUACUCGAGUAUCUUGGGCUAGGCACAGUCGAUGAUUCUAACUUGUUGCGUAUUCGAAACAUGGUUGUUGAUAUUUGCUGUGAAUUCUUGGAUCUUCCCUACGCAUCGAAGAACUUUGAGAAUUGGGAUAGUGCUCUGGAAUACUAUUCUUCCUUGGUUGUUCCGGAUGAGUUCAGUGACUCGCUCAAAGACGACUUCGUUCUUGCUCAGAGUGACAUGUGCAUCGCCAAUAAUGAGGAGUGUUCUCAACACGUUGAUCUCUUGGCUUCUUUCCGAUCACUGGCGGCGUUAAUUCUGAUCAACGCAGGACUUCUCCAGUCUCUUGCCCGUUUGAUAACAUCGCAGCCAGAUUCUCCUAGCGGAAUCAAGGCUACACUUUUCGUAGCUGAUAUGAUAAGAAUGACUCCAACUGUGAUGCCAUCUUCGUGGCGAACAACUAUCCUGUCCAUGCCAACGCUUUUUCAAUCAGCUUGCGAGUCGAUAGCUCAAAGCAAGGCUGCUGCGGCAACGCACGGCUACUACGAUUCGAAUCAGGCUGAUCGUUUCACAUUUCUUUAUUCUGGGAACGCUGCCAUGGUUCUACACCGCUUCGAUAUGCUUUACAAAGCCUCUAUAUCUAAUGCCGUUGCAGAACCCCCGAUUGAUUCCAACUAUUCCCUUUUUCUUUGUCCACCGGAGCCACUAACGUCUCCUUUCAAAAGUUCUCUUGAUACUUCAUUACCUUCCAUUUUGAAUGAAGUUUCGAGUGGUGAUGGUAGCGAAAUUAAUUGGGGAGCGGCAGCAUUGUUAUUUUCUCGGCUGCCUGCAGAGGUCAAGGAGAUUGAGAAGCCUUUCUGCCUUGAUGAUGUUCUUGAUCUUUUCGAAAAGAUUUUGACUGUGAUGUCACCUCGAAGUUCCGCUCAUACAUUUUGGAACGCUGACAAAUUUCCACUUGUUGUUGCUCGUAUCGCAAUUACAAUAGGUUUGGAACUUGGGAGUACAGAAGACAAGUUUCUGCAAGCUCUAACAAGAUAUGCGACAGAUGUCUGUGACGCGCUGAAUGAGAUCUCAUCUGGGUCGGAUGUAUUUUCUACUAGAAAUUUGGUUGAUGGAGGAUCUAUGUAUUACUUUUCUCUCAUUGGUGUUAUGAGCUCUCAUGCAAAUGGAGUUGUCCCACUCGAGAAAUCCGGCAUUCUCCAACAGUAA